AUGGCAUUUCACGACAUUGACAUUGUCGAGAAGCGAGAAGAAGAGUUCCGAUCGUCGAGAUCUUUGAAGGCAUGGAAUGUCACGACAGUGUCGAGUCUCAUUAUCCCUCUUGUCAUCUUCUUUUCCGCUCGUGGGAUGAAUCGAACUGAAAACAACGAUGAAGAUGGGAAUCCAACGAAUGACGACGCAUACUCUGGAGGAAACGAUCAAGGAGACAAUGGAGAAUCACAAGCUCCAUGGUGGUGGGCCUGGAGAGAAAACCUGGAACAAGAGACACACCAGCAGAUCCUUAUCCUUUUCCUCUACAUGUGGACCUUUACGAUGACACUUCUGUUGGUUAUCUCAGUAAAUCGUGACUUCCGUCUUCGAAAGCUGAAAUCUGCGAGGUGGUCCUUGAUGGGUUUCGUCAAUUAUUCCUUCGUCUGUGCGGUUGUUGUGGGUGGCAUUCCUCAGUUGAUCAGAGAUAGAGGAAUGGAGUUAGAGAAGACUGGCUGGUAUGGGCAAACGUCCGUCCUUCUUUUAUUGACUUGUAUCUUUCAGAUGCUGUCAUCGAGCUUCUUUGUUUGCGCUAUUGGAAAGAUGAUUGCAAAGCAACGAGAGGAUCUUGAGAAGGAAGCAAGGACAGAGACUGAGCAUCCGUACUCGUACUUUUAG
This is a messenger RNA of Cylindrotheca closterium, 654 nucleotides long. The record is from the annotation of a GenBank genome assembly. NCBI's taxonomy places the organism in Eukaryota, Bacillariophyta, Bacillariophyceae, Bacillariales, Bacillariaceae.